Messenger RNA from Batrachochytrium dendrobatidis JAM81, 954 nucleotides. RefSeq lists its product as uncharacterized. NCBI's taxonomy places the organism in Eukaryota, Fungi, Chytridiomycota, Chytridiomycetes, Rhizophydiales. Bases 1 to 954 code for a protein of 317 amino acids. The transcript has a single exon. The record is from RefSeq and is a predicted model, not a curated record.
AUGGAAAAUAAAGUAUUCUACAUUCAAUACCUCCACAACCACCCAGUGGAAAUCGAAACUCACUUCAAUGGAGAAUUGGAGAGAAAAAGACCGCUUGACAAUGUCUCAAAACUGAUUGCAGCUUACAAGACUGUCACCACUACCCUCCUUGGUGCUAUUCCUGUUGAAGAGCUCACUCUCCAUUAUGUGGUGGAUGGUCCAGCCAUUGCUGUGGAUGUGCUCCUGACCUCUAUUCAAAAUCCUUUUGGUUCUUACGACCAUCCACUGAUAAUCAAAUCAAAAGGUGAUUCUGGCCAAAGUCUUGUCAAUCGUCUUACAGUAAGACUCGAUAAAUUUUUAUCAAACACUUUGGCAGAUAUCGAAAAAAAUCUUUCAGAGUCAUCUACUACUGAAAUCAAAAGAAACUAUCCUAAAACACCUUCGCAUGUUGGACGGUGGGAAAACUUUUCAACAGAUGCAAAAGCAUAUGAAUAUCCUGCUACUCAUGUUGGGAGUGAUGUUGUUUUGCCUGUUACAAGGAGAGUUGCAUUCACACUGGAAAGAGAUGUCAGCAGGGCUGUUGGAAACCAUUUGGAUAACUUCAACAGAAUAUUUGAAGACCAAGGAGAGGCGCACGUAUUCCAAACCAAACCCACUGUUAUCCCUUUAAACUCUGGAACACCAACUCAAACAGAAAAUUAUAUCAAGUUUAUUGGAGUUCCAGAUAAUGUUCUCACUCUUGGUUCCAAAGUGUUGUCAUUUAUUGAAGACAAGACUCCAAAUGAUUUGCCGGUUCGUCAUUUUGCAAGCGGAAACCCAUUUGAUUUGCUGGAGAUGUAUAAAGAAGAUAUACAAUACCAACAAAGCAAAACAACCCGUGAGGACAUUGGACGUAUGGAUGUGUGCACAGUGAUUGAUCAAGUUUAUGGAUAUCUCAUUGAACAAUCUGGUCUAUGGAUGUGUAACAUGCUAUGA